UGCGGUCACGCAUGCGCGGGGCCGGUGGCAGCAAUGGCGGCCAGCGGCAAGUCCUUCCUGGCCGAUGCGGGCUAUGGCGAGCAGGAGCUGGAUGCCAACUCCGCCCUCAUGGAGCUGGACAAAGGCCUCAGGUCCGGCAAGCUCGGGGAGCAGUGCGAAGCCGUCGUUCGUUUUCCGAGGCUCUUCCAGAAAUACCCGUUCCCCAUUCUCAUCAACUCGGCGUUCCUAAAGCUGGCCGAUGUUUUCAGAGUGGGGAACAACUUCCUGAGGCUGUGUGUGCUGAAAGUUACUCAGCAGAGUGAGAAGCACUUGGAGAAGAUCCUGAAUGUGGAUGAAUUUGUCAAGAGAGUUUUCUCAGUGAUCCAUAGCAAUGAUCCAGUUGCUCGGGCCAUUACACUCCGGAUGUUGGGCAGCAUGGCAUCUAUCAUUCCAGAAAGGAAGAAUGCCCAUCACAGUAUUCGCCAGAGUUUGGAUUCCCAUGACAAUGUGGAGGUUGAAGCUGCUAUAUUUGCUGCUGCCAACUUUUCUGCACAAUCUAAGGAUUUUGCUGUUGGAAUAUGUAACAAAAUCAGCGAGAUGAUUCAAGGUUUGGCCACACCUGUGGACCUGAAGCUGAAGUUGAUCCCUAUUCUGCAGCACAUGCACCACGAUGCCAGCCUGGCCUCCAGCUCCAGGCAGCUGCUGCAGCAGCUGGUGACAUCCUACCCCUCCACCAAGAUGGUCAUUGUCACCCUGCACACCUUCACUCUGCUUGCUGCUUCUUCUUUGGUUGACAUUCCCAAGCAGAUUCAACUUUUGUUGCAGUACUUGAAAAAUGACCCCAGGAAGGCUGUGAAGAGGCUUGCAAUCCAGGAUCUGAGGUUGCUGGCCAACAAGACACCACAUACAUGGAGCAGAGAAAAUAUUCAGGCACUCUGUGAAUCUGCUCUAAACACUCCUUAUGACAGCUUGAAAAUGGGCAUGUUAUCUGUUCUUUCCACGUUAUCGGGGACCAUUGCCAUUAAACAGUACUUCAGCAGUGCUCCAGGAGCAGCAGCUACAACUGCCAGGUCAUUUGAUUUGGUAAAACUAGCACAGGAGUGCUGUUACCAUAAUAACCGUGGCAUUGCAGCCCAUGGAGUGAGAAUUCUGACCAAUAUUUCAGCCUCUUGCCAGGAGAAAGAUCUUCAGCCUUUGGAGCAAGAUGCAGUUUUUGGCUUAGAAGCUCUUCUUGUUCUCUGUAGUCAAGAUGACAGCCCAGGAGCUCAGGCAACCUUAAAGAUCACGCUGACGUGCAUGGUGAAGCUGGUGAAGUGCCGCCCCCACCUGAGCCAGUCCGUGGUGGAAUCCCUGCUGGCACAGCUGCACAGUGCCCAGGACAAUGCCAGGAUCCUCAUGUGCCACUGCCUGGCAGCCAUUGCCAUGCAGCUGCCUGUCCUGGCGGAUGGCAUGCUGGGAGACCUCAUGGACCUCUAUAAAUUAAUUGGACAAUCUGCCACAGAUAAAAAGCAGGAACUCUUGGUUUCUCUUGCCACAGUGAUAUUUGUUUCCAGUCAGAAAGCUUUGUCCACAGAAAUCAAAACUGUUAUCAAGCAGCAGCUUGAGAAUGCCUCCAAUGGAUGGACAGCCUACAGGAUAGCCAGGCAAGCUUCCAGGAUGGGCAACCACGACAUGGCCAGAGAGCUGUACCAGAGCCUGCUGACCCAGGUGGCCUCAGAGCACUUCUACUUCUGGCUGAACAGCCUGAAGGAGUUCUCGCAGGCCGAGCAGUGCCUGGCAGGGCUGCAGGAGGAGAGCUCCAGCUCCGCGCUCUCCUGCAUCGCCGAGGCCCUCAAGUCCUACCACAAAGGGAUCGCCUCGCUCACGGCUGCUAGUACACCACUUAAUCCUCUGAGCUUUCAGUGUGGAUUUGUGAAACUCAGGAUUGACCUUCUGCAAGCUUUUUCUCAACUUAUUUGUACCUGCAACAGCCUAAAAACGAGUCCACCCCCAGCUAUUGCCACAACCAUUGCUAUGACAUCAGGAAAUGAUCUCCAGAGGUGUGGCCGCAUCUCCAACCAGAUGAAACACUCAAUGGAGGAAUUCCGAAACUUGGCUACACGAUAUGGAGAUCUCUAUCAGUCAUCUUUUGAUGCAGAUUCAGCAACUCUAAGGAAUGUAGAACUACAACAGCAGAGCUGCUUGUUGAUUUCACAUGCAAUAGAAGCUCUGAUUUUGGAUCCAGAAUCUGCAAGUUUCCAGGAAUAUAGCUCAAAUGGAACAGCUCAUGUUGAAAGUGAAUAUGAAAGAAGAAUGAUGUCUGUGUUUAAUCAUGUGCUAGAGGAAGUGGAAUCCCUCAACAGGAAGUAUGCUCCUGUGUCUUACUUGCACACAGCUUGUCUGUGCAAUGCUGUCAUUGCCUUGUUGAAGGUGCCCCUUUCAUUUCAAAGGUACUUUUUCCAAAAGCUGCAGUCUACAAGUAUUAAGCUUGCUCUGUCCCCAUCUCCAAGGAACCCAGCAGAGCCUAUAGCAGUACAGAACAACCAGCAGCUGGCCCUCAAGGUGGAGGGAGUGGUUCAGCACGGAUCCAAACCAGGCCUUUUCCGUAAAAUCCAGUCUGUCUGUCUCAAUGUCUCUUCAGUGCUGCAGAGCAAAUCUGGACAGGACUAUAAGAUUCCUCUUGACAGCAUGACCAAUGAAAUGGAGCAGAGGGUGGAACCGCACAAUGACUACUUCAGCACCCAGUUCCUGCUCAACUUUGUCAUCCUUGGCACCCACAACAUCACCGUGGAGUCCUCUGUGAUAGACUCAAACGGCAUUGUCUGGAAAACUGGGCCUAAAACAACGAUUUUUGUGAAGUCUCUGGAGGAUCCCUACUCGCAGCAGGUUCGCCUGCAGCAGCAGCAGGGCCCGGCCCCAGCGCAGCAGCAGCAGCAGAGAACGGCGUACUCGCGCUUCUGAGUGCACAGCCUGCCCUGCUGGGGCUGCAGCUAUUCUGGACACUUCUUUUUAAAAGCUUUUUUCAAGGUUUUUUAUUACAGCCUUCUCCUACAAAGUCUCAGAUGCCAGUUUGCUGCUUCCAAAUUAUCUGGAGUAAAUUCGAACUUGAUUCAGCAGAGGCAGCUGUUCAAAUCUGGAGUUGUGCUCUUACUAUAAGGACUUCUACCUGAUCUCUAACUUCUGUUUACAAACCUGUUCCAGCAGGCUCCACAAACUGCAGUAGCAGGGGACACUGAACUUGUUGACUGGUACUUUCCAUGAUGUUUUUUGAAGCACAUAGGUUCUAAUGUCAGGCUGACAGGACAUUGGGAAACACUUCACUUUGGCUGGUUAUACAGAAAUGAGUGUAAUACCAAGUGUGUAUCUUUCAGUGUGAAGCAAUUGGCAGGAAUGUCCAGAAAUUCUUUUUCUGACAUUUUAAUAGCAAGUUCCAGUAUUUGGCUGGUGUAUGUAUGUUAUUAAAAUUCUUCAGCACUACUUAAUGCAUGCAGCUGGAAGAAAAAAAUCGCAGGUCACUUGUGAUACCCAGUCACUGCAGAGGGAGGAGACUGUGUGAGGGGUUGCUGUCUGCAAGGAGCAGAGUUUUACAGGUGGGAAUAAUCACUGUCUCUCAGAUGAUAUGGAAGAUGUUGUUUUUAAAUUUUCAUGCAUCUGUAUUUCUGAAACCUUUUGUUUUGUAGGGUUUUUUUAAUUUUUUCUUUUUAGAGGGAAAUUAAAAGGAAUGACAGCUUGCAAGUAAGCAGCUCUGGUUUUUAAAAGGAGUCCUUUCUACCAAAACUUUCUAAUCUUAUGUGUUCUUUGACCAACUUGCAAAGCUUAAUUGUUAAUUUUACAAGAACUGUAAAUAGAAUUUUGCCAAUUCUAGAAAUUGAUCCAGAAUAAUUUUGGAAAUACACUGCUUCAUACAUCAUUUUCACAGUUCCUUUGUGAUAUAAAAGGCUGAACUGUAUCCAGACUCACAGGCAGUGGAUCACAUAACAUGACCUUCACCUGGUCUGCAUAAAUAGUCUCUGCUUAUCACUCUGUAGCAAAGCAGGACCCACUUGAGUGAGAAGGAGGAGGGUUGGCUCUUCUUACAUACUUCAGCUUGUUAAUCUCUCUUGGAGAAGAAGUUUUUGGUUUUUUUCUCAGCAAAAUCCCAUGAUACUGUUAUUUCUUCAAUAUGAUUUCAUUCUAGAUCUGACUGGAGUUCACAGGUUUUGCUUGCUUCAAGUGCAGAGAAUAUGAUAAUGAAUUGCUGUAAGCUGAGGCUUCUUUUGCAUAGCAGGAUGAAGAAUUUUUUGCUGUGUUUUCCCAUAGUACCUCUUGGCUGGAGACUAUCCAAGAAACCAAACAAGCUGGAAGUGAUGAUCAUACCUUGGUCAGGCUGUAAUCCUAACUGGAAAUGGUAACUGGGAGGCAAGGUUGAAAUAGAAGACAGAAAAUUGGUGAAAAGUUGAGCAGCAUCCUCUGUAAAUUAUUUUCCAUUUGAGCAGGGGACGCAAAGUACCACUGCCUUCCAAGCUGACUGAGCAAAGUGGUGGUUUCUGUCCCACUUUUGUGGUUCCAUGCCCAUAGUUUGGGGUGGGUGUGUAUUCAGCUGUGUGCACACAGGCAUAUCUGUACCUGUAGCUACAGCUUGUUGAAUGGUCCAGAAAGAGGUGCCUGGCCUGCUGCUGUGUGUGCUUUCUGUCAGAUUGAAGAGCUGAACUCCUUGUGGUCAGUUGGGUUUUUUUUAUUAAAGCCAUAGAUCAGUUCUUUACCACAAAAACCUCUGUAUUUAAUGUAAAAAAAAAAAAAAAAACAACAAAGGAGACA
Molecule: messenger RNA, 4755 nt
Organism: Zonotrichia albicollis (white-throated sparrow)
Lineage: Eukaryota; Metazoa; Chordata; Aves; Passeriformes; Passerellidae
Gene: INTS7
Product: integrator complex subunit 7
Biological process (GO): snRNA 3'-end processing
Cellular component (GO): integrator complex
Source: RefSeq, a predicted model, not a curated record